CAGAUUCACACUAACUGUGGAAUUCAGAAACUAUCUACAAAGUUGUACGUGUUUGUCUAAGCAGUUCAAGCUACUGUUGAGGUGUUUGCAAAACUGAGAUAUUAUUAGUGGGCACAGAACCUAAGCUAGUGAUGGCAUCACUUGAUAAAGAUUAUCCAUGGUCCCAAGAAGACAUUCUGAAGUUACUGGAAUGCAUCAAGAAAAAUAUCCCCUCAGAUGACUCCACAUCAUUCAAAAAAACCCAGGAAGACCUAGACUGGGCCAAAGUGGCUUUUAAACAUUUUUCAGGCAAAAUGUGCAAACAAAAGUGGAUGCAACUUUCUCAUACUUUGAGGAAGUUCCGCACACUGUCAGAAUUAGUGCUAGAAGCCAGUGAACAUAUGAAACAACAGUCCAAAAGGAAGAAACACCCUGACUUCCCCAAAAGACCCCUGACUGCCUAUCUGCGCUUCUACAAGGAGCAGCGGGCUAAGUACUCUCAGCGCUAUCCUAAAUACAACAACUCGCAGCUGGCCAAACUCCUGGCUGAGAAAUACAAUCAGCUGCCAGCGGAGAUCAAGGAGAAAUACAUUCAGGACUUCCGGAAGGAGAAACGGGACUUUGAGGAAAAAGUGACUAAAUUCAAGAGAAGCCAUCCUGAUGUAGAGCAUUAUAAGAAAUCUGUGGUGCUCAGGAGCCAGGAAACCAAAGUCCCUAAGAAAUCACAAAGAGAUAUGGAAAACGUGAAGUCUUCUCCAAAAACAGAUCUUCCCAAAACAUCUCCCUCAGUGAUGAAAUUUCAGAGAGAACCCAAGAAACCCCCUAUGAAUGGAUACCACAAAUUUCACCAAGAUAUGUGGUCAAAUCUGAAGCUGCGCCAUCUACCCUCAAGGGAGCGCUGGGUUGAGAUUAGCAGAAGAUGGCACCAAGUCCCGAAGAGCCAGAAAGAGCACUAUAACAGCCAAGCCGAGGAGCUACAGAAACAAUACCGGGUGGACAUGGACCUCUGGCUCAAGGGAUUGUCAUCUGAGGAGUAUGCCGCCUACAGAGAGGCAAAGGCCAACUAUGGUAAGCGAAAGAAUAUCGCCAUGUCUGGAGGCAACAGCCCCAUGUGUGGACAGACAGAUCAGCAGUCUGCUUCAGCAGAGGAGCAGCAAAAAAGGUCUCGGGAAAUGCAAGGGCUGCUGGCUCCUAGGGAAAUGCAAGUGCUGCUGAUUUCUGGAACAGAUUCCUCGGAAAUUAUUCAGGGCGCUGAUGGUGGCUCCCAGGUAUCCAGGCAGAAUAUGAUGGAAGGUGGAGAAGAGGAAGACUCUAGCAGCUCCUCGGAUGACUCUAGCAGCUCCUUGGAUGACUCUAGCAGCUCCUUGGAUGACUCUAGCAACGACUCUAGCAGCUCCUCGGAUGACUCUAGCAGUACAGAUGAAGAUGAAGAUGGCCGGGCGGUGGAGGUGCAAGCCUCUGAUCCCAGCACUCGGGCUGUAGAAGCAGGCAGGUGUCUCAAAAAAAAAAAAAAAAAAAAAAAAAAUGAAGGACAUCUCUCUUAGCGGAAAGAUGUCGACUCCAUUUUCUUCACUUUCAUAUCCUAAAUCACUGUUUAAGACCCAGGGCAUCCCUGACAGAGAGGGAACUGUCUUCUCUGUGCUUUUGUACUCCCUCGCUUUUUUCUUCUACAUCCUUCCUUGGCUUACUAAAUGCAAAGGAGUACAGUUUGGGGAGAAGGGAGUUUGCCACAGUACUGCCUUCAACAGGUGCAUAGGCUUAGGAAGAUGCUCCUGUAAAAGCUACUUACAUUUUAUUCGAACAAACUAUACAACCGGUUUUACAAAGUUAGGCACUUGUGUUAGGCAAAGUGGUCAGUUAAAUCUAAGACAGUUAGUUCUCUUAGUGCUUGUGAUUCAGGAUAAGUAGAAAUACAGAUAGAUACAGAUAAAUACUCUAUUCUCUGAACUUAUCUGAUGUCUGUAAUGCAUACAUCAGCACCACACUACGGUCAUUAUUUUGCUUAAUGGCAUUUUAGAUAUAUUUAAUGUUAGUUUAUCGUUUUGCUUCUGAAUAA
Peromyscus maniculatus bairdii (prairie deer mouse) is the source of this 2035-nucleotide messenger RNA. The record is from RefSeq and is a predicted model, not a curated record. NCBI's taxonomy places the organism in Eukaryota, Metazoa, Chordata, Mammalia, Rodentia, Cricetidae.